This is a messenger RNA of Camellia sinensis, 525 nucleotides long. The record is from RefSeq and is a predicted model, not a curated record. NCBI's taxonomy places the organism in Eukaryota, Viridiplantae, Streptophyta, Magnoliopsida, Ericales, Theaceae.
AUGGCGCACAAUGAAGACUUGCUGCAAUCUGCUAUUAAUGGGCAAACACCGGAAGGGGGUAGGAGGCGCGAAGGUUUACCUUCUAUCCCACCCAUGGCAGAAUUAGAUCCCCAGCGAAGGAAUCUGCAGAGAGAAGCAAGAGAAAAACAGGGCUCAAGUCCACACCGCUCUCAAAGCCCUGAUAGACAGAUGCAGAAGAUGGAUCCUCAGGUUCUUGAAGAUUGCGUAAGGGAGCAAGACGAAGUAAUAAGAAGAAUGACGACUGACAUAGAGUCUAUGAAGAGCCAGAUAAAAGACAAAAGGGAGAAAAAGAAGUCGGAGACAGAGGAGGAGGAUUCGAAGCAGAGAAAGUCGAAGAAGACGAAGACAGAGAAGAAAGAUUUGAAGAAAAAGAAGAGCAGUGAAGAAGAAAGACGAGUUAAAAGGCGGACUUCUCAGGAUGAUGAUGAUGAUGGUUCUGAGUUGGAGGAAGAACAAUUGCGUGACCAAAGAGCGGGAUGCAGCAGCAACAAGGAAGCUAGCUGA